AUGGUUGUUGAUUCUAGAGUAGCAGAACCAACAGCAGGAGUUGUGUUGAUAGAUGCUCAAAAGACAGAGCAAGAAGGGCUGAAAUUGAAAGAUCUUAAGAUUUGGGAUUCCAUGAAGAAAAAGAAUCAAGGGAAUGCAAGGGCCAAACGGAUGCAGCUUCAAGCACUUCGUGGUGAAUUUGAAACUCUACAAAUGAAGGAGGGAGAAUCUGUUUCAGAUUACUUCUCAAGGACAAUGGCAAUCGCUAAUAAGAUGCGGAUACAUGGUGAUACAUUGGAAGAUGUGACUAUUGUUGGAAAGAUAUUUUGCUCCAUGACAACAAAAUUCAAUUAUGUUGUUUGCUCUAUUGAGGAAUCAAAUGAUAUUGAUGAUCUUUCUCAUGAUGAGUUACAAAGUGCUUUGUUGGUUUAUUAG
Molecule: messenger RNA, 414 nt
Organism: Olea europaea var. sylvestris
Lineage: Eukaryota; Viridiplantae; Streptophyta; Magnoliopsida; Lamiales; Oleaceae
Exons: 2
Coding region: 1-414 (137 amino acids)
Source: RefSeq, a predicted model, not a curated record